GACAGUGUCUCAGUGUGUGUGUGUGUGUGUGUGUGUGUGAGAGAGAGAGAGUGUAAGUGUGUGUGUGAUGAAUGAAUAGAAGCUCCCGGAUGAUGGGAUGAACCUGCAUCACACUUUGUUGCUUUCUUGACAAUGAAACCAGUCGGUGUGGAGGAGAUCAGAGGAGCGGCCACGCGCUGCUACUUCUCCUCGAGUUUGGAGGAGCUGAGAUGAUGAGGAGGAGAACCUGAAGCUGCUUCUGGAGGACGCACGAGAGAGGUGAGGUGGCCAUCAUGUCCCUGUGGAUGAUCCUCCCCGUCAGCCUGCCCGUCUUCACCAUCACUGGGAUCUGGGUCGUAUACGCGAUGUCCCUGUACAACCAGCAUGUCUGCCCUGUGCACAACUGGCUUUAUAACGAUUCAUGUGAGGAGCAGCUUCCACUACAGAGGGGUCCAGUUCUGUGCUGCACUCUGGACAACAUCCCACUCAUCAGUAAAUGUGGAACCUUGCCACCUGAAAGCUGCUUUUUCAGCCUCAUAUGCAGCACUGGAUCCUUCAUGGUGAUGCUGAUCGGUCUGCUGCGUUACGCUCACGUCAUAGAGAAGCAUCAGAACUGUGUCCUCAACACGGCCGGCCUCUCCACCGCUUGGAUCUGUGCCGCCGGUCUCAUCAUGGUGGGAAACUUCCAGGUGGAUUUCGCCAAAGUCCUCCACUACGUGGGAGCCGGCGUGGCGUUUCCCUCCAGCAUGCUGUUUGUGUGCCUCCAGUCGGCUUUGACCUACAGACUGGCAAAGACCCAGGACGAGUACCGAGUAGGUCACCUCCGUGUGGGGAUGGCCCUGCUGGCUCUGGUCGCCCUGGUGCUCAGCGGAGUUUUCUUCUGCCAGGAGAGCUUCGCCCUGCAGCACGCCUCCGCCAUCUUCGAGUGGAUCUACUGCAUGCUCAUCAUGCUCUUCUACGGGACUUUUGCCUUCGAGUUCGGGGGAAUGUCCGGCGACACUCUGCUGGUCCUCUCCAGAGGAGGAGGAGGAGGACGAGGAGGAGGAAGAGGAGGAGGAGGAGGGGUGCAGAGCUUCUCCACCUCUGGACACAAGAUGGAGGCCGGCGGCGGCUCCAACCACCACCAGCCGGAGAACUUAUCGAUGCUGUAAUCGAGCUGCAGACGUCCCUGGAGGUCAAAGGGCGACACGUGGGCCGAUCUGGAGUGUAGAGAGCUUGCAAGCUGCAUCCUGAGUUUCCUCAUACUCACUUUUGCACACAGCCGCCGUGCCGAAGCUGCUCUGCUCAGCAGUGACCAAAGACUAAAGGACUUCUGUCCUGCUUUGUUCAAGCAAUGCACGAUAUCCCAAGUGCCUUUCUGAACACUGACAAAGAUACGCUCACACAGUCCUCGCUGUUUGAAUCUUCUUAAUGCAACAAUCACUCUCCACAUUCCUGGCCUUUUUAUCAGUCUGAGCGUCCUGAGGGGGGCUCAGAUUCAGUCGGUUUGUUUGAAUGUUUUAGACGUUCACACACAGAGCUCUGUGUUGUUUGUUUUUUUACUCAGGAAGUUUUGUUACAUAACCAGCUUUUUGCUCUUUUACCUCACAAAAGUAAGGAAGAUUUCCAAAAGACGUCUGACAAUAGAUGGACUAAAGGUUACUGAGUGCCAAGAAGAAUUCCUUUAAUCAUGUGGUUUUAGUUGUUUCAUGAGAGGAAUAUCUGUCCUUAUGUUGAACAGUUUUUAUGAUGUCCACAGAAACAUUUUGUGCAACUCUUUAUGUGCCAUGGAUGGAUUACUGAGCGAGUCUAAAUGGCACAGGCCCAGGAGCCCAAAGUGUCAGGGGCCACCCUGGCCUUCACCUACAAACCUACCAGCCAGAACAAAACAGCUGCAAGGAGAUGCAAAACUGCUGCACAGAGACACAAAACAACCACAACGACAUGUAAAACGACUACAAAGACACACAAAGAAACUACAGAGAUGCAAAAACGCUUCAAAGAGACACACAACAACUUCAACGACCUGUUAAAUGACUACAAAUUUAAUUUUACUUGCAAAUUUCCCCACUGCGGGAAUAAUAAAGGAUUAUCUUAUCUUAUCUUAUCCUACAAAGAGACACAAAGCAACUACAAGGUCAAGUACACGACUACAAAAAGAUGCACAAAACAUCGACCAGUAAAACAACAACAAAGAGACCAAAACCACAGAGAGAUACGUUACGACGACAAAUAGACACAAGACCAUAAGAAAAGAGGCUGAACAACUAUAAACUCUGUGUGUCUUGCUGAAGGAGAGGUGUUGGGGCCUCCUACGUGACUGUGGGGCCCCUAAUCCACCCAUGAAUCUAGAAGCUGUCUCACAUUGUCUCAUGUUGCACAAAUAUAAGCUCUGUUGCAUAUUUUUUUGUAUCAGCUCUUUGUCCCCUCUUUGAAUGGGACCAAACUUUUUGAAUUUACUGUAUUUAAUCAUAUGCAGAAACACUUAAACAAGAACAUAAAGUUCAAUGAUGUAU
Anoplopoma fimbria (sablefish) is the source of this 2474-nucleotide messenger RNA. Its product is annotated as transmembrane protein 150A-like. The record is from RefSeq and is a predicted model, not a curated record. Bases 273 to 1130 code for a protein of 285 amino acids. The transcript has 8 exons. NCBI's taxonomy places the organism in Eukaryota, Metazoa, Chordata, Actinopteri, Perciformes, Anoplopomatidae.